Myripristis murdjan (pinecone soldierfish) is the source of this 1953-nucleotide messenger RNA. RefSeq names its product indian hedgehog B protein-like. The record is from RefSeq and is a predicted model, not a curated record. Lineage: Eukaryota; Metazoa; Chordata; Actinopteri; Holocentriformes; Holocentridae. Gene Ontology annotation, biological process: intein-mediated protein splicing; regulation of gene expression; cell fate specification. Gene Ontology annotation, molecular function: calcium ion binding; patched binding.
AUGCUGCUCCCGACGCUGGUGACGUGCCUCGCCGGGUGCGCCUUUCUCCUGUCGCCGGUCAGUGAGGGCUGCGGACCCGGUAGAGGGUAUGGCAAAAGGAGGUCACCGAGGAAGCUUGCGCCGCUCGCCUACAAGCAGUUCAGCCCCAACGUCGCCGAGAAAACUUUAGGGGCCAGCGGGAGAUACGAAGGGAAAAUAACCCGGAACUCUGAGCGCUUCAAGGAGCUCACACCGAACUACAACCCCGACAUCAUCUUCAAAGAUGAAGAGAACACAGGUGCAGAUCGCAUGAUGACACAGCGCUGCAAAGACAAGCUGAACUCUCUGGCCAUCUCGGUGAUGAACCUGUGGCCCGGGGUCCGGCUGCGGGUCACAGAGGGCUGGGAUGAGGAUGGCCAUCACUCAGAGGAGUCGCUGCACUACGAGGGCCGGGCGGUGGACAUCACCACCUCAGACCGGGACAGGAACAAGUACGCCAUGCUGGCACGUCUGGCAGUGGAGGCCGGCUUCGACUGGGUCUACUAUGAAUCCAAGGCUCACGUCCACUGCAGCGUCAAGUCAGAGCACUCAGUGGCGGCAAAAUCUGGAGGUUGUUUCCCGGGCGAGGCCUCGGUCACCCUGGAGGAUGGGGGUCAGAGGUUGAUGCGUGACCUGCGGCCGGGUGAUCGCGUCCUGGCCUCGUCGGGAAGCGGAAGCGAUGGUGAGCUGGUGUACAGCGAAGUCCUGGCUUUCCUGGACCGCGACCCUGUGACCCGGAAGCUGUUCUACACCAUUGGGACGGAGGCUGGUGCCAGCCUGUCGCUCACAGCCGCCCACUUGCUUUUUGUAUCUGAGGGGAACUGUUCGGAGGGGGCGCCACCCAUCCACAGCACCCUGAGGACUGUGUAUGCGAGCGACGCCCGGCAGGGACAGUGUGUGCUGGUGUCGCAGGGUGAAGCGGGACAGAGGCACGGCCAGGGGCGGCUCUCCCGGAUCACCCAGGUCAGUGUGGGGGCGGGCACGGGGGCGUACGCACCCCUCACUGAGCUUGGCACAGUGGUGGUGAACAGCGUGGUGGUGUCCUGCUACGCAGCGGUGGACCAGCACACCCUGGCCCACUGGGCCUUCGCACCGCUGAGGCUGAUGCACAGGUGGACCGGUACCACCGGGCACCAUAGCAACGGGCUCCACUGGUACUCGCAGCUCUUACACUGGCUGGGGCGGCUACUGCUGGACUCGGGACAUUUCCAUCCAUGGGGCGUAGAUCAGCCCGGGACGUGAGACAGGAAGAGGAAGAUGAAAGAGGCAAAGCGGGUACAAUGGGAAGAAGAUGUGACCCAUUUUUCAUUUGAUGGAUGCUUUUUUCCAAAGUGUGCAAACAUUUUUAACACAGGGGACCUCUGACACUGCAACAAGGAUACACCCAAGUACUUUUAUCCCCAAUAUCCCAGGACCGUGAUCAGGUCUGUGACGGUGGUGUCCCUCCCUGAGAAAUGGGAGAAGGUCUGAGUCCUCCUGAGUCCCUUUUUAGGAGUUUUUAGCCUGGAACACAAGGAGAGAGUAUGUGGACUGACACAGAUCAACUCUCCCACAACAUAAGACACAGACAGUGAGCACAGAGUGAAAAUGACCACGCAAAACUGCACAAAUAUGGACGCAUUAAUGGCAUUUGUGACACUUCUGUUCACAGGGACGUGGUGUUCAUUCCCAGGAUACAUGAGCUUUAAGAAAAAAAGCAAAAAAAAACUCUCUUUGAAGCAACUGAAAUUUUCUUUGACAUGCAUAAUAUUUGUCAUCCAACGAGAUAUACUGUAUGUAACAUUACUGUUCAAUACUCCGCAGCUGAAUAUAAAGAUUUUUAGGAUGAAUUAUAGUGUGUAUUUAAGUGUUUUUUGCAAUAAUGUAUUAUUUGUUUACAGAAAUCUGAAAAAAAUGUUUAUGAGGUUAUUAUGGGUGAAUAUUAAAAGAUCUAUU